Messenger RNA from Sapajus apella (tufted capuchin), 3092 nucleotides. It is a transcript of the gene MATCAP2, whose product is annotated as KIAA0895 ortholog. The record is from RefSeq and is a predicted model, not a curated record. Bases 70 to 1782 code for a protein of 570 amino acids. The transcript is spliced from 8 exons. Lineage: Eukaryota; Metazoa; Chordata; Mammalia; Primates; Cebidae.
GGCCCUGCGCCCGGUGGGGGUUCUCCUAGAGGUUGACAGAGGGAAGUUUGGGGCACACAGCGGUGGGUCAUGGCUGGCUGCACCGGCAGACGCUCUCACCUCGGUAAACGGAUCCAUCGCCCCAGGCGUCGGACAACCAGACGAUGGAAACGGUUGUUCAAAUUCAGGAGGAGAAAAGGAGAGAAAAGGCCAAGACUUAAUCAUAAGGCAGUGGCAAGAAGAACUAAACUCCAGUUCUCUACUUCAGAAAAGCUUCACUGGCCUGAGCAAGAACUUGCUAAGAAGUCUAUUCUAAAUGCAGAAGAUUCAUUGAUCAUCGACAGCAAAAGAAGCCUUUCACAUUUAUCCUCGGGAGUGUUAAAAGACAUUUUCACAACUGGAACCAGUAGUUACAAUGUCCUACUACAGAGCAAGGAGGAAAGAAAGCAUCAUUCACAAAAACAGUCUUCCUCCGCCUACUCCAAAAGAUGUAGAAAACCCAGCAAAUCUUCUAACACUUCUCGUAGUAAAGAUCCUCACAGAAUGAAAGCCCUGGUGCCUGUGACGAGCAGUGGUACUUGGUACUGCCUGGAGAGGCGGCCUGCUGUUUUUGUCACUAGUUCAGUGUCAAGUCCUGUAAAGUUUACACAUGAUAUCUCUGUUUCAGGGAACGCCAUAGUACUGCCACCUAAACCCAAAAGCAAGGUCAAGCGGUGCCAUUUCUCCACUCUCCAAAAGCCAAAGUCACAGCCUCAGCUGUCUGGAAGCUUUGAGAAGGGAGAUGACUUUUCUGGGAAGAAAUUUUGUAUAUUGACUGCUAUAAAACCCACCAACUUAGAGAAAGAAAAACUGAGAUUCUUCAAAUCUGACUAUACCUACAAUCCUCAGUUUGAGUAUGCUAAUCCUGCUCUGCCAAGUGUAUUAACUAAGCACAGCCACGCAUCUGACCGAUUUCUUAAGCAGUCUAUCAAUAUUAUGGAACUGACUUUACAGAAAUAUGGAAGUUAUGAAAAAUUUGAACAAGCCACUGGUGGUAGCUUGCUCUCUAAAACUCGAAUCUGGAGUCACGUUAGGAGGUACAUGAUGAAGGAAGGCUGCCUAGGGGAGAUUGUAGUUCAUCUCACUGAGGACCUGCUUUCCCGAGCAUCAAUGACAGUAGUAAAUGGAUGUCCGACUCUGACCAUCAAUGUAUCCACUGCACGUGAACAUUGGCUGGAGGGAAUGCUAAGGCAUGAAAUAGGCACACAUUAUUUUCGAGGUAUUAACAACCUCCAGCAGCCUUGGAACAAUUGGACUGGACGUAAAAAACAUGAGCUAAAGCCAAAUAAUCCCACAGAGGAAGGACUAGCAAGCAUUCACAGUGUUCUGUUUAGAAAAGACCCCUUUUUAUGGAGGGCUGCCCUCCUCUACUACACUGUUUAUCGAGCCAGCCAAAUGUCUUUUUGUGAACUCUUCAAAGAUAUUGGCAGGUUUGUCAAGGACCCCAAUACAAGAUGGGAUUAUUGUGUACGGGCCAAGAGGGGAUGGACUGAUACUUCCCAACCAGGGUGUUUUAGUAAAGACCAGGUAUACUUGGAUGGAAUUCUUCAAAUCCUGCGAUACAGAGAGACCAUAGACUUCUAUCUGCUAACUGCCCUCGGGAAGGUUUCUUAUGAAGAUGUGGAUCGCUUAAAAGGAUUGGCAGUUACUGAAAACAUGAGGGUCCCUCACUUCCUCCAGGACCAUGGCCGAUAUAUGGAACACUUAGAGAAGAUCAUGGAAGUGAAUGAACUGACUGACAGGGAACUGAAAGAUCUUAUAUAGUAAUUAGCAUUCUGGCAAACGUAGCUAAGCUGUACCUCCAUAUAUACUACCAAUUAGGUGCAGUUAGCACCAGAAGAUUUCUAAAAGAAGAAUGACUGUUUACUUGUGUUUUCUGAAGAAUGGUCUUCAGUAUUCAGCUGAAUUUUUAGGUUAAGUACAAAUCUUAAACUAUUUCCCCAAAAAUGUUUCUAUAGGCUGCAGGGGGAUGUUACUCCUAUUUCCUGAAUCUCGACAGAGUCAGAUGGAAAUACUACUGCUAAGCAUUUUUGAAGACUGUUGGUCAAAUUGCGUGAUAAAUUUCUGCCUGAGCAGUUAAGCACUGGCCUGGUGCUUCUGCCUAAGUGCGGAGGCCAGCUCCAACUGGAGACUGGCUGAAUCCCAUUGCUGUUCAGACUCCAAAAUUAUAUUUGUCUGAUAAAUAAUGGUAAUUAUUCUUUGAAAAAUUAGUUUUGUGUUGCUCCAAAAAGCUAGCUAUAUCUAAGCUUUCUUAUUUCUUUUAUAUGUUAAGGAAUUUUAAAGGAAGAAGAAAAGCAAUUUGAAAAUUUUUCAUUGUUUUAACAUUAUUGUUUCACCUUAUCAGCAUAUAGGAACUAAAUUAGUGAAUGACCUCUUUUUGUCCAGUUAUCUCUUAGCUACGUUUUCAUCUGUUGAAACAUAUUGUAUCCUUUUCAAUUUUUUACAGAGUUUUAACAUCUUUUCCACUGCGUCCUUUAUAAAAAUAAGUACAAAUUCCAGAGAGAUUUUUCUACACAAAUCAAAAUAGUUGGGGAAAGGCUACUCACCUUUUCAUUAAACAGAAUGUGUAAUAAGCAGAGGACAAAUGGACCUGGGUAAAUGCAGGUUCUGGAUGUUGACUGGGUAGCACCUGCAGUAAACUUGACCGUGCUCUGAAAAAUGAAAUUCUGGGUGUUGACGGUUGAUAAAGCCAGCUUUGUGCUAUUGGGUCAGUAUAGUUUAUCAAAAUCUUUGACUUCAUCAACCCAGUAAUGACACAAUUUGAAUUUUAAAAUGAGAGUUGUUUUGCUAUAUUUCUCCUGCUAGCCUAGCUUUGUAUUUUUUCCGCUUCAGUAUGUAUUUGGAUAUAUAUAUAUAUGUGGAUUCAGAUGGUUUUCCAUACAACUUAAUGAUUAGAAAGAAUGCUGCUGCAAACACCCCACUUAAGAUUGCUGCUGUAAUUUCUACCCAAAGCUGUCUGAGAGUUUAUCAUUACCUCAGUGCAGGCCAAAAUAUGGUGCUAAUACUGGUAUAUAUAUACUGUGAAGCCUGGUUCACAUUCAUGCUAGAAAAUGAUUUCGGGAAAUCUUUUGUAG